Tremella mesenterica DSM 1558 is the source of this 372-nucleotide messenger RNA. RefSeq lists its product as uncharacterized. The transcript is spliced from 5 exons. Bases 1 to 372 code for a protein of 123 amino acids. The record is from RefSeq and is a predicted model, not a curated record. Lineage: Eukaryota; Fungi; Basidiomycota; Tremellomycetes; Tremellales; Tremellaceae. Gene Ontology annotation, molecular function: DNA-directed RNA polymerase activity; nucleic acid binding; zinc ion binding. Gene Ontology annotation, cellular component: RNA polymerase II, core complex. Gene Ontology annotation, biological process: transcription-coupled nucleotide-excision repair; maintenance of transcriptional fidelity during transcription elongation by RNA polymerase II; transcription initiation at RNA polymerase II promoter.
AUGGCAGCUCUACGAUUCUGUGGUGAUUGUAAUAAUCUACUCUACCCUCGUUCAGAUAAUAACGCACAUGUAUUACUUUACAUGUGUAGGAACUGUCAAUAUACCGAGAAUGCCAUACCGGAACCGGGUUUCGCUCCUUGUGUAUAUAAAAAUGAUCUGUUGACAGUUGCCAGAGAACAAGCUGGUGAAAUUCGAGAUUUGGAUAAUGAUCCAACUUUACAAAGAUCAAAUAUACAAUGUCCUCAUUGUCAAAAAAAUGGUGCCGUCUUCUACCAAGAUCAAGCUUUACGCGUGACGACCAAUAUGACUUUAUUCUACGUUUGUGUUCAUUGCAAACAUUUAUUCAGGGAUCCAAAUGUGAAAGUGCGAUAA